AUGGGUCCCAAGCCUCAGCCGAUUUUUCGGUUGGGAAACAGCGCGACCGAAGCGGAGGCUUUGCUGACCCCACAGGAGAUCGCGUCAAUCCGUCACGAGUUUUCAUUUUUGGAUUUAGAUGGCGACGGCUGGCUAGGCGCCGAGGACCUCCGUCGCAGCAUGCGUUCAGACGGCAUUCAUGUGAGCAAAGCGGAAGCAGAAACAUGCAUUUGGGCGGUUGAUGAAGACGGCGACGGGCGCCUGAGCCUGGCUGAUGUCGCUUUGCUGUAUGCGCGGGCGAAGCGAGGCCUGCGCAGAGGCGAGCCCCAAAGGCUGUGCAACUAUCUGCUUUUCCGCUUGAUAGACACCGACCAUGACGGGAGAAUUAAACCAGACGACGUGUACUCGUACCUGUGCCACAUCAUGGACAAAGAAGCGGCGAACACAAAUAUGAAUCGAGUCUUCGGGGUCUCCACACUCGAGUCUCCCGCCACAGGCAAAGUCACACCCGUGCAGUGGCUCACUAUUCUCGACACGGCGAUGUGGGAGAAGGCCUCGCCGAUCACUGACACUCAUGAAGUCGCCCACGAAGCGGACCAGAACGCCUUCAGGCCGUUCCAUGGCUAUCCACUGCGUUUGCGCCGCAAGGUCAGCAGUCGGCUGAAUGUCGGAAAACUGCGGGAAAGCAUGAACGUCGUGCCCAAUGGAACUGCACUCCUUCCGCGAGACGCAUACACCAGAAACAGCAGGUUCGUUCAGUCCAGCUGGACAACAGAACACACACGGAAUCGACCCAAAUUCGCGGUGAACCCGUAA
Besnoitia besnoiti is the source of this 795-nucleotide messenger RNA. Its product is annotated as EF hand domain-containing protein. NCBI's taxonomy places the organism in Eukaryota, Apicomplexa, Conoidasida, Eucoccidiorida, Sarcocystidae. Gene Ontology annotation, molecular function: calcium ion binding. The record is from RefSeq and is a predicted model, not a curated record. Bases 1 to 795 code for a protein of 264 amino acids. The transcript has a single exon.